UGUCACUGUCAGUUGAUUGUCAAACUGAAUGCUUUCACUAAAUUUUCCAGCUCCUAAUCGAGAACGUACUUUAGUUUUAUAAAAAUGAAUAAUGUACUAACAUUCUCUUAAUAAUUAAAAUCAACAAUUUACUUGAGUGCAAUAUUUACAACGGAAUCAUUCACAUUGUACUAACUAAAUGCGCAUCCAGUUGCAAUCAAAAUGAAAAAGUUAUUUUCAAAAAUUGAAACAAAAAUCGACAAUACGUCUAAAGAAGUAAAUAAUUAUGUUGGAAAAGUGUUUACAGUUGGCAGACAAACUGUUACUGUCGAGGAUAUCUUGGCUGAAGGUGGAUUUGCAAUAGUCUAUUCAGUAAAAGCAAAUAAUGGGUGCAGGUAUGCUUUGAAACGAAUGUAUGUCAAUAACGAACAGGACCUCAAUGUUGCAAAACGUGAAAUUCAAAUAGCAAGCAGUUUGAGUGGACAUAAAAAUAUAAUUGGAUAUGUGGACUCAAGCCUAACAGCAACCGGAGGAGGAGUUUAUGAAGUAUUGUUGCUGAUGCCUUUUUGUCAAGAGAAUGUUUUUGGAAUGAUGAAAGCUCGGGGUAAAGCUAACUUUACCGAAAAUGAGGUGUUGACAAUUUUCUGUGAUAUAUGUGAAGCUGUCUCUCGAUUACAUCACUGCAAGACUCCUAUCAUUCAUCGUGAUUUAAAAGCUCUUGGUUGCCUACUUUAUAAAUUGUGUUUCUUCACCUUACCGUUUGGGGAAAGUACUCUAGCCAUACAAAGUGGAAAUUUUUGCAUUCCUGAUAAUUCCCGGUAUUCAAAAGGAUUACAUCAACUAAUAAGAUUUAUGUUAGAACCUGAUCCAGAUAAAAGGCCGGAUAUUUAUCAAGUUAGCUGUAUUGCUUUCCAAUUGAUUGGUAGAGAAAAUCCAGUGAAAAACUUAAUGAAAACUCCAAUUCCAACUCUGGACGAAAUACCAAUUCCACCAAUGGAAUCCGAACUGAAGAAAACUCAAAUAAAAUCGAUAAACAAAACGCCAUCAGCACCAAUAAUAGAAAGUACAAGUGUAAUGCCACGACAACGACCCAAGGGAAGUUCUGCAACUCCACUGAACCUUAGUAAUAUCCCUUUAAACAUUUGUCCUAGUCCAACAUUAACAAAAAAAUCACAAAGUCCUGUUGGAUCAAACUCACAAGGUAAUUUACCAUAUACUCCUACCUUCCCCACUACCGUUAAUUCUAAUAAUCCUAGUUUUUCUCCGAACUUUUUUUCCACCUCCGACCUACCCCAACCUCACUUAGAUUCCCUCUUUCAGUCUUCCAUUUAUCCAGAUCCAUUUCGAGAUGAUACUGCCACAGCUUCACCAACAACUGUGACGGAUGUUAGUAACGGAAAUAAAAUGGACAACUUUGUUAGUCAAGCGCCUACAAGUUUGCCAGUGAAUGUGAUAUCGUCGAUUUUGCCAGAAAAUACACUUUUCGGCUCUGGAAGUAUCAAUCAAGGAAUUUCGCUCCAAAUGAAAUCUGGUUUAACUGAAUCAACUAACGUUAUUGCAGGCAAUAGUCCAUCAGCUUCUCCAACUCUUUCUAUUCCAAAAGGCCACAGGCGGAACAUGAGCGACACGACUGCAUUCAAUAAGACUUACGCUUCAGAAACUUCUCAGUUUUUGGCUCCUUUUGAAUCAUCAAUGAAACCGCGUAGCAAUAACUCCCCAACAGAACCUGAAGAUUUAAAUAGAAUUUUGGCACCAAUGGGUACAUCAGCCUCUACAACAGACCUGAGCCAUCCAUUAGGACCUGACAGCAGAUCUCUUUCAGCUGAUGUUGCAGACUGGAAUCCUUUUGAAGAAACACCUUUUAGUCAAAUGACAGAGGACCAUAUAUUCGGUGCUGAAUUCGAUAAAAUUCGGAGGGGUAGCGGCAGCAGCUUGCAAGGCAUCAAAUCGGGGGAAAGUUUGGUCAUGUCAGUGUCAGAGGAUCCCUUCGGUAGUGCCCCAUUCAGCCUUCCUAUACGUUCUCGUGAUCGGACCCACAAAGGACUACAUUCCUCAG
This is a messenger RNA of Leptinotarsa decemlineata (Colorado potato beetle), 2035 nucleotides long. It is a transcript of the gene Nak, whose product is annotated as Numb-associated kinase. The record is from RefSeq and is a predicted model, not a curated record. Lineage: Eukaryota; Metazoa; Arthropoda; Insecta; Coleoptera; Chrysomelidae. Gene Ontology annotation, biological process: protein phosphorylation. Gene Ontology annotation, molecular function: protein kinase activity; ATP binding.